Molecule: messenger RNA, 3835 nt
Organism: Solea solea (common sole)
Lineage: Eukaryota; Metazoa; Chordata; Actinopteri; Pleuronectiformes; Soleidae
Product: ATP-dependent RNA helicase DHX8-like
Exons: 23
Coding region: 60-3596 (1178 amino acids)
Biological process (GO): mRNA splicing, via spliceosome; spliceosomal complex disassembly
Cellular component (GO): intracellular anatomical structure; catalytic step 2 spliceosome
Molecular function (GO): RNA helicase activity; RNA binding; ATP binding
Source: RefSeq, a predicted model, not a curated record
GAGAGGGCGAAGAAGAAGCGCCACAGUUUCCGGUUUAAAUUCUAAACAAUGCUCGAAAAAUGUCUGUCUUAGACGAAAUUAAACGUCUUGAAUAUUUAUCUUUGGUGUCAAAGGUGUGUACAGAGUUGGAGAAUCACCUGGGAAUAAGCGAAAAGGAUUUGGCUGAAUUUAUCAUUAGUCUCGCCGAAAAACAUCCAACGUUUGAUGCAUUUAAAGCUGUCCUGUUGGGAAAUGGAGCAGACUUCACAGACACCCUUAUUGGUAAUUUACUUAGACUUAUCAAUACCAUGCGAUCCAUACCAUCCACAAGUAAAGCACUUCAGUCAGAGGACAACCCAAAGAGUCAUAAGGAGAAGUUGAAAACCAAAUACCCUGCUUUAUGUAAACCGGAUGAUCCCAUGUGGAUGAUCCCACCUCCUAACACAGUCAAAGAUGACGAGGAGGUUGCAGCAGCAGCGAUGAAGCAGUUGGAGAUGCUUAUGCCUAAUGUUUGUGACACGAGCUCUGAUAACAGAGGUCGAGAUGCAGACAGAGAAGGUGGAAGUAAGCGACCUCGCUCAAGAUCAAGAGAGCGUGCUGAAGAAACAAACCCCAAACGGAAAAGGAAACGAGCGUCUCGCUGGAGCGACCGUCCACCAAGUCCAGACAGAGACAAUGAUGACGGCAACAGGAAGGAGGACGAGGAACACUGGCGUGAGAAACCUGUGGAUCGGCCUCUGCCAGAUGAGCCUGUUUUGGGUGACAUCUACAACGGCAAAAUCAGCAGCCUAAUGCAGUUCGGUUGUUUUGUCCAGCUAGAAGGCCUCAGAAAACGCUGGGAGGGUCUGGUGCACAUCUCAGAGCUGCGCAAAGAAGGACGUAUAGCAAAUGUGGCUGAUGUGGUAACCAAAGGCCAAAAGGUGAAGGUCAAAGUUCUGUUGUUCACAGGAAGCAAAACCAGCCUCAGCAUGAAGGAUGUUGACCAAGUGACGGGGGAAGACCUGAACCCCAAUCGAAGAAAGAACCUGGAAAGUGGAGGAAGAGAUGAAAUCAUGAGGAAUCCUGACCGCCCCGCUGAAGUUACCGCGCUGGAACUAGAAGACAACCCAACGGAACACAAACGGCUCACCAAGAUAACCGAUCUCGAAAAAUGGGAAAUUAAACAGAUGAUUGCAGCCAAUGUACUUCCUAGAGAAGAGUUCCCAGAAUUUGACGAGGAGACAGGAAUCCUUCCUAAAGUAGAUGAUGAGGAAGAUGAAGAUGUAGAGAUUGAUCUGGUUGAAGAGGAGCCUCCGUUUCUCCAGGGACAGACUAAAUGGACUUUGAACCUGAGCCCGGUCAAAAUAGUGAAGAAUCCAGAUGGCUCCCUUUCCCAGGCAGCCAUGAUGCAGAGUGCUCUCUCUAAGGAGAGGCGAGAGGUGAAGCAGGCAGUCCGUGCAGCGGAGAUGGACUCCAUCCCGACUGGUCUUCACAAAAACUGGAUAGACCCAAUGCCUGAUUAUGAAGGAAGGCAGAUUGCUGCCAACAUGAGAGGCAUUGGCGCUAUGCCUGUUGAUCUCCCAGCGUGGAAAAGAUAUGCUUUAGGAGGGAACCAGGUAUCUUAUGGCAAGAAGACGGAACUGUCCAUCCUGCAGCAGAGAGAGAGCCUGCCUAUUUUCAAGCUUAAGGAACAGCUCGUUCAGGCUGUCCAUGAUAAUCAGAUCUUGAUUGUAGUCGGAGAAACUGGAUCCGGUAAGACCACACAGAUCACUCAGUACCUGGCAGAGGCAGGCUACACCUCCCGUGGGAAGAUUGGUUGUACUCAGCCCCGUCGUGUGGCUGCCAUGUCGGUGGCCAAGAGAGUCUCUGAGGAAUACGGUUGCCGUCUAGGACAAGAGGUGGGAUACACCAUUCGUUUUGAGGACUGCACGUGUACAGAGACAGUAAUCAAGUACAUGACCCACGGUAUGCUGCAGAGAGAGUGUCUGAUCGACCCAGACAUGAGUCAGUAUUGCAUCGUCAUGCUGGACGAGGCCCACGAGAGGACAAUCCACACUGACGUGUUAUUUGGCCUGCUCAAGAAGACAAUAAAGAAACGCAAAGACAUGAAGUUGAUUGUGUCCUCUGCUACGCUGGACGCCGUCAAAUUCUCCCAGUAUUUCUUUGAAGCUCCCAUCUUCACCAUACCGGGAAGAACCUUCCCUGUGGAGAUUCUGUACACCAAAGAACCUGAGACAGAUUACCUGGAUGCCAGUCUCAUCACCGUCAUGCAGAUCCAUUUAACCGAGCCCCCAGGUGACGUCCUGGUGUUUCUGACAGGACAGGAAGAGAUCGACACAGCCUGUGAGAUGCUGUUUGACCGAAUGAAGUCGCUGGGGCCUGAUGUUCCCGAGCUGAUUAUUCUGCCGGUUUAUUCUGCCUUGCCCAGUGAGAUGCAGACCAGGAUUUUUGAUCCUGCGCCCCCAGGCAGCAGAAAGGUCAUCAUUGCCACAAAUAUUGCCGAGACGUCACUGACUAUUGAUGGAAUCUACUAUGUGGUGGACCCUGGUUUUGUCAAGCAGAUUGUGUAUAAUUCUAAAAGUGGCAUUGACCAGCUUCUGGUGACUCCUAUAUCACAGGCUCAGGCCAAGCAGAGGUCGGGUCGAGCUGGCAGAACCGGCCCGGGAAAGUGUUACAGACUCUACACCGAGAGGGCUUACAGGGAUGAGAUGCUUGUGUCCAAUGUACCUGAGAUCCAGAGAACCAACUUGUCCAGCACGGUGCUCUCUCUGAAGGCCAUGGGCAUCAAUGACCUCCUGUCCUUUGACUUCAUGGAUUCUCCUCCCAUGGAGACUCUGAUCACAGCCAUGGAGCAGCUCUACACUCUGGGAGCUCUAGAUGAUGAGGGCUUACUCACAAGGCUGGGUAGAAGGAUGGCUGAGUUUCCUCUGGACCCGAUGCUGUGCAAGAUGCUGAUCAUGUCCGUCCACCUGGCCUGCAGUGAAGAGAUGCUCACCAUUGUCUCCAUGUUGUCUGUUCAGAACAUCUUUUAUAGACCAAAGGACAAACAGGCCCAGGCCGACCAGAGAAAGACAAAGUUCUUUCAGCCCGAGGGAGACCACCUCACUCUGCUGGCUGUGUACAACUCCUGGAAGAACAACAAGUUCUCUAACCCCUGGUGCUUUGAGAACUUUAUCCAGGCUCGCUCACUAAAGAGGUCUCAGGAUAUCCGUAAGCAGAUGAUGAGCAUCAUGGACAGGCACAUGUUGGAUGUGGUGUCUUGUGGGAAAAAUACAGUGCGGGUCCAAAAAGCUAUUUGCAGCGGUUUCUUCCGGAACGCAGCCAGGAAACACCCUCAGGAUGGUUAUCGUACCGUGAUUGACCAGCAGGUGGUGUAUCUCCACCCCUCCAGCACUCUGUUCAACCGCCAGCCUGAAUGGCUCGUGUACCACGAGUUGGUGCUGACCACCAAAGAGUACAUGCGGGAGGUGACCAUCAUCGACCCCCGCUGGCUGGUCGAGUUUGCCCCCGCGUUCUUCAGAGUUGCCGAUCCCACGCGCCUCAGUCGACACAAGAGGCAGCAGAAGCUGGAGCCGCUCUACAACCGCUACGAAGAACCCAACGCGUGGAGAAUCUCUCGUGCCUUCAGGCGACGCUGAAGAGCCACCAUUCUUACACCGAGGUGGACGCACUGUGUACAGUUGUAUAUACAGAGCCGACUAACGACCAAGUAAAGAGUUUAGUAACAUUUCAGCUAUGUUAACUUUGUCAUUACCGUUGUGAAAUGCUAACACUUGAGCUGGUCACUAUUUCUUAUAUUGUAUCGUCUAUUUGAUUUCAUUUUUAUAUUUCUUUAUUGAUUUUACAUCCUUGCAGAUAAACACUGGAUGCCCCUUUA